AUGGCUAAGGCCAUUCCAAUUGUCAUGCCUAAUACAAACCACCGACUUUGCACAUGGCAUUUGAUGCAAAACGCUGUGAAGCAUGUAAGUUGUCUUUUUGGAGAUGUGGGGGUGAAGGGUGUGUUUGCAAAAUUUAUGCAUGAAAUUGAUGAUGAAGAAGAAUUUAGAAUACGAUGGGACCAAAUGCUUGAUAGGUAUGAUGCACACAACAAUCAUUGGUUAAAGCAAACUUUUGGUGUGAAGGACAAAUGGGGAUGGCCAUAUGUUAUGAAUUCUUGGGCAGCUGGAAUGAGUACUACUCAACUAAGUGAAUCAUUCAAUGCAUUUUUGAAGGAUUAUCUCAAUUGUGAUCAUAACUUGAUGGAAUUUUUCAUGCAUUUUGAGAGGGUGCUCUAUGACAAGAGGUAUAAAGAAUUGGAAGCCGAAUAUAAUUUGUCCCAAAAAUUGCCAAGGGUUUCCAUUCCAACUUUGAUGUUAAAGCAAAUGGCAGAUAUUUACACCAAAACAAUUUUUGAGGAAUUCCAAAAUGAGUAUGUGCAGUCCAUUGAAGCAUCCAUUGUAGGCACUCUUAAUGAUGGUGAGAGUACCAUAUUCACAGUUCGAACCGUGGUAGAUGGAAACAAAGAUAAGAAUGUGAUAAUGCAUAGAAAUGGUUUUUUGAGUUGUAGUUGCAAGAAGUUUGAAAUGAAAGGCAUAGUGUGUCGACAUUGUUUGAAGGUGCUUAGAGAAAUAUUGAAUGCAAAAGACCUUCCUGCACAAUACAUCUUGAAACGAUGGACUAAGAAAGCAAGGGCUAAAAGUGUGAAGGAUAGCCGUGGGUAUGAUGUCAAAGCUGAUGUGAAACUACACCAAAGCGAUCGAUAUAGGUCAUUGAUGAAUAUGUUUAGAGCAAUAGCAAGUAGAGCCGCGGAAAGUGAAGAAACUUAUCAUUUGUCAUUUGCAAAAGGUGAAGCAUUGAGCGUAAUGGUUGAAGAGAAAUUAAGUGUGCACGCUUGUGGUGAAGUGGAGGUCACUGGUGGUUCUUUUCUUGCUUCUCAAGGUCAAUCUGAACCGUCUUCCGCCUUGGGUAGCCAUUCAAUACAGGGUGUUACCGUUUACACUCCGCAAGGUCAAUCUCGACCUCCUUUCGCCAUGGGUAGUAAUUAUGUAGAGGGUGUUUACACUCCACAAGGUCAAUCUCGACCUCUUUUUGCCAUGAGUAGUAAUUAUGUUGAGGGUGUUUAUACUCUACAAGGUCAAUCUCGACCUCCUUUUGGGAUGAGUAGUAAUUAUGUUGAGGGUGUUUAUACUCCACAAGGUCAAUCUCGACCUCCUUUUGGCAUGAGUAGUAAUUAUGUUGAGGGUCAUGGUCGUGCAAUUUAUAAUUCUCAAUCUCAAUCCCAAUCUGGACCUGAAUCCCAAUCUCAACCUCCGUUUGCCAUAGGUCGUACAUAUGAUGGAAAUAACGCGCCCCAGUCAAUGCUGCCUCAUUCAAUGCCUUUAGUAUAUCCCACUCAAACAUCGUUUCAGGAGUUGCUUCGAGGUACUAGUGCAGUCCAACUGUCGCAAGCCUCAUAUAGUCCUGCUGACAGUUAUGUGAAUGGACAUCCUUGGAAGGCUUGCACCAAACAGUGA
Molecule: messenger RNA, 1614 nt
Organism: Camellia sinensis
Lineage: Eukaryota; Viridiplantae; Streptophyta; Magnoliopsida; Ericales; Theaceae
Source: RefSeq, a predicted model, not a curated record